Molecule: messenger RNA, 663 nt
Organism: Eremothecium gossypii ATCC 10895
Lineage: Eukaryota; Fungi; Ascomycota; Saccharomycetes; Saccharomycetales; Saccharomycetaceae
Gene: YPT6
Product: Rab family GTPase YPT6
Exons: 1
Coding region: 1-663 (220 amino acids)
Molecular function (GO): GTP binding; GTPase activity
Source: RefSeq, marked provisional
AUGAACGUAAAUCGGACCAACAAGACGCUUUCAAAGUAUAAGAUAGUGUUUCUUGGAGAGCAAGGUGUGGGAAAGACGUCACUUAUUACUCGAUUCAUGUAUGAUACUUUCGAUGACCAUUACCAGGCGACAAUAGGCAUAGACUUUCUCUCGAAAACAGUAUACUUGGAUGACAGAACCAUUAGGUUGCAACUAUGGGAUACAGCGGGACAGGAGCGGUUCAGGUCGUUAAUUCCCUCGUAUAUUCGCGACUCGCACGUUGCGAUUGUGGUCUAUGACAUUACAAACAAGAAGAGUUUUGAGUACAUAGAUAAAUGGGUCGAGGACGUGCGUAAUGAACGCGGGGAAGAGAACUUGAUACUCUGUAUUGUGGGAAACAAGAGCGACCUGGUGGAUGAGCGCAAGGUAACUGUUGAGGAAGGUGAAAACAAGGCCAAGCUGUUGAACGCCAAGAUAUUCGUAGAAACAUCGACCAAAGCUGGAUUCAACGUAGGCGCAUUAUUCAAGCGCAUUGCGAAACUUUUGCCGGAGUUUCAGAACGGGAAAGGCACAUCUGGGCUGGGCAACGGUGAUGCAGAAAAAGACGGUGCCGGCACACGGCAGGGCGUAAUCGACAUCUCCGUGCCAGUCGCAAAGGGCGGGGACUCCUCUUGCCAGUGCUAA